Mya arenaria is the source of this 1067-nucleotide messenger RNA. RefSeq names its product tripartite motif-containing protein 29-like. Gene Ontology annotation, molecular function: zinc ion binding. Bases 72 to 743 code for a protein of 223 amino acids. The record is from RefSeq and is a predicted model, not a curated record. Lineage: Eukaryota; Metazoa; Mollusca; Bivalvia; Myida; Myidae. The transcript is spliced from 2 exons.
CUGAUAACCGUAUUCUAGUUUCAACGGUCAUUUGACAAGUUUGAUGUCAGAUGGACAAAUCUUAAAACAAAAUGGCGUUUGGAGGUUCAUCAAUUUACAAGGGAUCUGACCUGAUUCAUGACUACAGUUGUUCCAAGUGUGAGGAAAAUGACUUUAACACUGAAGCCCAGCACUUCUGUCCAGAGUGUGACCAUUAUCUGUGUGACAAGUGUGUGAGGAUACAUGGGGAGUACUUCAAGAAACAUGUUGUGUAUGGGCGUGGAGACAUCCAGAAGUGGGAGAGGUUCUCCAUGGACAGAUGUGACCAACAUGGUAACAAGCUGGAGGUCCACUGUGAUGACCAUCAGGAACUGUGCUGCCAUGUCUGUGUGGCCGUUAACCACAGGCUAUGUAGCAGUAUAAGUCACUUGCUGGAACUGGCCAGAGGCUUUCUAAAAACAGAAGAAUUCAAGCAGCUGCCAGCAGCAGUGGACAAGAUGAGGAGCAGAUUUGAUGAGCUAAAAAAUGCCAAGUUGGAAGACAAAGCCUUUCUGAUGGACUCAUACAAGAACAUCUUGGCUGAAAUCAAAGCUCUCUGUAAAGAGUUAAACCAGAUCUUAGACAAGCUUGAGAAAAAAACAGUUGAACAGUUACAUAGCAUGAUGAAGCAUUUAGAGAGGAGUUUGAAAGAUGACAUUGAAAUUUGUGCUCAUAUGAAUGAGUUACUGAAAACCAUGAUGGACAAGUUCAGGCAGAUAACUUGAAAAAACAAGGAGACCAGUUGUUACGUUGGACAUAGGAAAUGUCAGACAAAACUGACUGAAGCCCAGAAUCUAGUGCACGAAAUACAAGGAAAGCCAGAAGAAGCCUUACAUUUUAAGCCUGAUGACACCAUAAUGCCAUUUCUCAGGAACAUGCAAGUGUUUGGAGCCACUGAAAGAGUGAUUUCCAUAGCGAAGAGGUUAGAUAUUGAUUAUGGGUUCAAAGGUCAAGGGUCAAAGAGAUACAGUGUUAGAAUAAAGAAAGAUAAGGAAAAAUGCAAUAUCGUAGGUAUAUGUGAGCUGCCCAGUGGAGACCUUGUUAUUGCU